AAGAGUUGCUUGUUUGCAAUAUAAUACCCAUAUAUAUUGACUAAAAUUGUCAGUUAACUGGAAGGUUUGACUUGGAUGUUAGAAGUGUUCUGCUUAACAAGUUGUCAAAAAUAUGUUAGGUUCAACAAAAACUGAGCUGGUAAAGAGGCUGGUUCAGGUAACAUCAGGUUCUACGGGCGUAUCUGGCCUGGUUUUGGCUAUAUUGAGCUAGAGUUUGACUACACAGGACAAUAGAGUGGUUGUUUUUCAUAUCACAAUGGUAUAUUAGAUAAGUAGCACGACUUAAUUUAUAGUUAAUCGAGCAAGUAGUUAUCCUCCUUACAUCAUUAGAUGGAUAUAUAUAUUAAUCAUGACUCUUCUUACUGUCAAUUAUUUAUCUGAUUUAAAGCUAUAGAUUGCAUUAGACUAAAAUAGUAGUUCAUCCUCCUAUCUAUAAAAGCUAUUGGAUAAUUCAAUCUAAUUUGACAUUAAUAUAAGGGUAAAACUUAAUGUGUCUUGACCAACACUGAUUCACCCAUUCCCUUGUCACUUCACAAAUUCCUGUACCAUGCGAAGGCACCAGUGGAAUAACAUAAUAUACACAACUGGAAUAACAUAAUAUAUGUUAAAGAUGUGGUUGGAGUUGGUAUAUCCUCUCAGACCCACUCUUUGUUGGCAAGUCGCUGGGGCCUGAUUUGAGUCAUCUAUAACUUGCUUUGAAAGGAUAUUGUGGGUAUUGCACUAUAUAACCAAACCUCCCCCUUUUGUCUUGUCAUUGAUUUUAUCCUUUUAAGUCUAUCCUAUGGCUAAAUUUCUACUCAUUUUCUUGCUACUAGCUAUUCUGAGCUUAGCUGGAGCUGAUGGUGUGCUGUCCCCAUACUACUACCUGGAGUCAUGCCCCCUCGCAGAGGAAAUUGUGAGGCAUACUGUCGAGGGAGCGCUGUAUCAGGAUCCGCGCAUUGCCGCCGGCCUCCUCCGCCUUCACUUCCACGAUUGCUUUGUUCUGGGGUGCGAUGCAUCGGUCCUUCUUGAUGAUGCAGACGGUAUAGUCAGCGAGAAGAACGCUGUCCCGAAUAAGAACUCGUUGCGAGGGUUUGAGGUGAUUGAUUUUAUAAAGGCUUUGUUGGAGGAGGCGUGCCCAUUAACAGUGUCUUGUGCCGACAUUCUAGCAAUCGCCGCAAGGGAUGCAGUUCAUCUGAGAGGUGGUCCAACUUGGGAUGUGUACUUGGGGAGGAAGGACUCUUUGAAGGCGGCGAGUAUUAGUACUACAAAUCAGAUGAUACCUGCACCAAACUCUUCCCUUGAGAUGCUCAUCUCCAAUUUCAAAGAUCAUGGCCUUGACAUUGUUGACUUGGUUAGCCUCUCAGGUAGCCACACGAUCGGAAGAUCGCGGUGCGUAAGCUUCAAGGACCGAAUAUACGGCCUGCCCUUGAACGAAGAAUACGACGAAAGACGCUCGAUUUUCUUCCACAUCCUCCGAUCAAUAUGCCCGGAGUCGGGAGGGGACGACAAGGUCGUCCCCCUCGACUCGAGGACCUCGCGGCGGUUCGACAACUUGUACUACAUAAACCUGCUUCGCGGAGAGGGGCUGUUGCACAGCGACAACGCGCUCGCGUCCGAGGAGGACGCCGAGGAAAGCGUGCUGAGUCUGGUGUGGGCUUAUGCAGAAGAUCAAGAACUGUUUUUUCAGCAUUAUACUGAGUCAAUUAUUAAGAUGGGGAAUAUUAAUGUUCUUACUGGUAUUGAAGGGGAAGUUCGGCAUAAUUGUCGAUUUGUGAACUCUUAUUACCAUUAAAAAUGAAAUUGAUAGAUUCUUUGAACUAA
This is a messenger RNA of Ananas comosus (pineapple), 1803 nucleotides long. Its product is annotated as peroxidase 20. Bases 782 to 1774 code for a protein of 330 amino acids. Gene Ontology annotation, biological process: response to oxidative stress; hydrogen peroxide catabolic process. The transcript has 4 exons. The record is from RefSeq and is a predicted model, not a curated record. Gene Ontology annotation, molecular function: peroxidase activity; heme binding. Lineage: Eukaryota; Viridiplantae; Streptophyta; Magnoliopsida; Poales; Bromeliaceae.